Messenger RNA from Pseudo-nitzschia multistriata, 2057 nucleotides. Lineage: Eukaryota; Bacillariophyta; Bacillariophyceae; Bacillariales; Bacillariaceae. The record is from the annotation of a GenBank genome assembly.
CGGCACAAAUGCAAAACAAGCGUUCGAAUAGGUAUGUAAGAUGUCAGUGUUUCAGCGAAUCGAAUGGAUCGUAGUGCAUGUCUUUUUUUGGGCAUGCGGCCCACCGUAGCAACGACGAUACGUCGCCGUCUCGAUUUUCUUCCUCGUGUUCUCUCACGCCUGUCACGGCGUGCUCUCUUGUUCCUCAACCGGUACGAGUACGGAUCGUCCCGUGGCAGCAGCACAAGAGGUACGAGGUAUCUAGUCGAUCGUAGCUCAAUAUUCGUUCUUCUCRAUUUCGUYCAGCAGUUUGUUUGAAUCUCCCAUCGGCACCGACGACACCCGCUGUUCCAUAUUCUCGGUCCUGAUAGAAUAUACCACUCCAAUUUCUGUAAAAGAUGAAGUUCAUCGUCGCCAUUCUGUCCCUCGGAGCCUCCCUCCUGGUCCAAACCGAAAAUGCCGUCGCCUUUUCCUCCUUCACCCCGAAGAGCUCCUUCGGAGUGAAGACMAGCGCCAGCCGAUCGUCGCUCUCCAUGAACGUGGAAACCAACGACGACCAAAAGACGGUCAAGGUUGGUGUCAUCGGUAUGGGCCGCAUCGGUCUCGUCCACUUGGAGGCCAUCACCAAGGCCCCCGGUGUCGUUCCCGUCAUCGUCUCCAACCCCACCGUUUCCAAGGCCGAGGCCGCCGCCAACCAGUACAACAUUCCCAAAUUCACCGACGAUGCCAUGGACGUCAUCAACGACCCCGAGGUCGAUGCAGUUUGGAUCUGCUCUCCGUCCCAGUUCCACGCCGACCAGAUCAAGGCCUGCGCCGCCGCCAACAAACACGUCUUUUGCGAAAAGCCGAUUGCCACCGACCUCGCCGAGACCGUCGAGGCGAUCAAUGCCUGUAACGAAGCCGGAGUCAAGCUCAUGAUUGGUCUUCAGCGACGAUUCGACCAGAACUUCGAGCGUGUCAAGCAAGCUGUUGCYGCCAAGGAAGUCGGAGAGCCCAUCAUGGUAGGUUYUUUCUAGGUUGUUUUUUGUGUCCAAAACACUGAAUGGAURUACGGAUGGAUACAUGCCGUCUCUGAUCGUUCUGAUCACGUUCUUGCAUCGUUUUUGCUCUCGCGUCUCUCUGUUGUGGGUUUUUCCGGAUCGAAAUGGAAUGGGUUAGAUCAAACUGUGCUCCCGUGACCCUGCACCCCCACCCGCCUCGUACGUCAAGGGCGGCGGUGGCAUCUUCGCCGACAUGGCCGUCCACGAUCUCGAUAUGACGAGAUUCUUGGCCGGUUCCGAUCCCGUUGACAUCCUUGCCAUCGGAUCCACCCACAUCGAUAUGUCCAUCGCUGAAUUCGAUGGUUCCGAGAAAUACGAYACCGCCUCRUGCAUCGUCCGAUACCCCAACGGUGUCCAGGCCAUGAUCGAUGUAUGCCGUCAGUCCUCCUUCGGAUACGAUCAGCGUGCCGAGGUCUUGGGAACCAAGGGUAUGAUCCAAACCGACAACGUCUACCCCAACACCGCCAAGAUCUACAAGCAGGAUUACACCGGUAACGCCGAUAUGCCCUUCGACUUCUUCUUGUCCCGAUACAAYGAAGCCUACGUAACGGAAACCAUCGCCUUCUGCGAUUCUCUGGUCAACGACAAGCCCGUUCCCUGCACCGGUACCGAUGGUUUGAUCGCCCUCAUCAUGGCCAUUGCCGCCGACAAGUCUGCCGCCGAAAACCGCUGGGUCAAGUUCAACGAAAUUGUCCAGGAGGUCUACUGCUCCUCACCCACCGAGUGCGAAUUGAUUGCGCAGGACGACAUGUUCCCCGAAGGAUUCCGACCCACCGAGAAGGCCGAAGAUUUGUUGGUCCCCGAUGUCGACAAGAUGAAGAACGGCGCCGUCAUGGGUAGCUUCAGCGAUCGAUUCAAGGCCUUGUUCAAAUAAACAACAUAUUGCCGUCUAUUGAACACACAAAACUGCGUGAUGGAGCAAGCCUCGAGAAAGAACGAAAAAAGUGCAUUGCAGGCGCCCUCCGUACGAAGUUGGUACGGUGCGAGAUGAUCUAUSAUCACCGAGCCGAUUGAUGGCACUAAACGUAUAUCCAAUGU